Molecule: messenger RNA, 819 nt
Organism: Salvia miltiorrhiza (redroot sage)
Lineage: Eukaryota; Viridiplantae; Streptophyta; Magnoliopsida; Lamiales; Lamiaceae
Exons: 1
Coding region: 1-819 (272 amino acids)
Source: RefSeq, a predicted model, not a curated record
AUGGAGAGAGCUACUGAUCUCCAGCUCGUGUCUCCGGCUGUUUUGGGGAUGGAUAAAAUUUCUGUGUCACAUCUUCAAUAUGCAGAUGACACAAUAUUCCUGUUGGCAGCUAACGAGGGGAAUGUGAAUUUUAUUAAAAGGAUCCUUCUGCUCUUCCAAUUCCUUUCAGGGCUCAAAAUCAACUUCGACAAGAGCAACUUGAUGGCAGUGGGUGUCGAAAAUACGUGUUUAAGGAGGUGGGCAGGUUAUCUCAACUGUAAGGAGGGAUCUCUUCCUUUCAAUUAUCUCGGUAUCAAGGUUGGGGGACGGAUGAAUAGCAGUGUGGAAUGGAGUUGCGUGGUGGAAAAAGUGUUGAGGAAAAUCAGAGGUUGGAAGAAGAAAUCUCUUUCUUUGGCAGGGCGCAUCGUUCUUGUGAAGUCGGUCCUUCAAGCCAUCCCAGUGUUUCAAUUGUCUUUUUCCUUCAUUCCUAAAUCGGUAAUUCACGACCUCAACUCCGUUUUUGGAAAAUUUUUGUGGGGGGGAAGUGGCGUGUCUAGGUCUAUUGCUUGGUUCAAAUGGAAAGACAUGUGUGUCGACAAGCUUCAAGGGGGAUUGGGCUUUCGAAACAUUGAAUGGUUUAACAAGGUCUUGGUGUUUAAAUGGGUGUGGAGGUACUUGGUCGAGAGGGAGGCGUUGUGGGUCAGGGUGAUUAAAUCCUUGUACGGGGAUUUGUCAAGAGGGGAGGGGGGGGGAGUGGAGGGUGGAGAAAAGGGGCGGGAUGAAGGGAUGGUGGUCGAAAAUUGUUGGGAGGGUGGGGAGGGAGGAAGAAAAGUGGUUUAG